AUGGACGUCAAUCAGGUGUUGGCCAGCACCCUCUCUGCCGAUGCCGCUACUCGCCAGAAUGCGGAACAGCAGCUACUUCAUGCCGCAGAGGUCGACUUUGCGGGAUACUUGACGACCCUGGCCGGCGAGCUAGCGAACGAAAAUGCUGCCUCGUCGAUCCGAACGGCCGCUGGUCUGGCGCUCAAGAACGCCUUUUCCUUCCGAGAUAUCGCCCGCCUGCGAGAGGUCCAGGGCCGGUGGGUGCACGGCGUCGACCAGCAGGUCAAGAAGAAUGUCAAGGAGCUCGCUCUCAAGACGCUGGGCGCAUCCGACGCCCGCGCGGGCCAGUCGGCCGGCCAGUUCAUAGCCUCCAUCGCGGCCAUAGAGCUGCCCCGCAAUGAGUGGCAGGAUCUCAUGAACCUGCUCGUCCAGAACAUCAGCACCGGCUCAGACCACCUCAAACAGGCCUCGCUGACCACGAUCGGUUUCAUCUGCGAGUCCGAGGAGCCCGACCUUCGCGAGAGCCUGAGCGCCCAUUCCAACGCUAUUCUCACGGCCGUCGUGCAGGGAGCGCGGCGGGAAGAACAGAACCCAGAUGUGCGCAAUGCUGCCAUCUCCGCGCUCAGCGAUGCCAUCGAGUUCGUGCGCUCCAACUUCGAGAACGAGGGCGAGCGGAACUACAUUAUGCAGGUUGUCUGCGAGGCCACACAGGCGGAGGACACGCGGAUACAAGCUGGCGCCUUUGGUUGCCUGAACAGAAUCAUGGGCAUUUACUACGAUAAGAUGCGUUUCUACAUGGAAAAGGCGCUGUUUGGAUUAACGAUUAUGGGUAUGAAGAGCGAGGAGGAAGACGUGGCCAAGCUUGCUAUCGAGUUCUGGUGCACCGUCUGUGAAGAAGAGCUUUCCAUCGAUGAUGAUAACAACCAGGCACAAGCUGAAGGGUCGACGGAGAUCCGACCGUUCUUUAGCUUUGCCCGCAUCGCCUGCAGAGAGGUCGUCCCCGUCCUCCUGCAGCUAAUGACCACUCAGGACGAAGAUGCCAGUGACGAUGAUUACGACGUUUCCCGCGCUGCCUACCAGGCCCUGCAGCUCUAUGCUCAGACCGUACAGGCUGAGCUUGUCGGCCCCGUCCUCGAGUUCGUCGAGCAGAACCUGCGUAGCGAAGACUGGCACCACCGUGACGCUGCCGUCUCGGCUUUUGGCGCCAUCAUGGACGGCCCAGAGCACGAAACUCUCGUGCCCCUUGUCCGCCAGGCCCUGCCCGUCAUGAUCACAAUGAUGGAAGACAAGGUCGUGCAUGUCAGAGAUUCUACUGCCUAUGCCUUGGGCCGUAUCUGCGACUACUGCUCUGGCGCCAUCGAGGUCAACGUACACCUUCACCCGCUGAUUUCGUGCCUUUUCAACGGCCUCGCGAGCAGUCCCAAGAUCGCCGGGUCUUGCUGCUGGGCCCUCAUGAACCUUGCAGAUCGGUUCGCCGGCGACGCUGGGGCUCAAACCAACCCUCUCAGCAAGCACUUCCAAGACAGCGUCACCUCGCUCUUGUCUGUCACUGAAAGAACCGAUGCUGAUAACCAACUACGAACUGCUGCAUACGAGGUCCUGAACUCCUUUGUGACCAACGCCGCUAAUGACUCUCUGCCAAUCAUCGCCAACCUGUCAGAUGUCAUCCUGCAGAGACUAGAGCAGACCGUGCCAAUGCAGCAGCAGGUCGUUAGCGUAGAGGACCGUAUCACUCUAGAAGAGCUCCAGACCAGCUUGACCAGCGUUCUCCUGGCUAUUGUCCAACGAUUGGAGGCUGAAAUCAAGCCACAAGCCGACCGCAUCAUGACUGUGCUUCUUCAGGUGUUGACCACAAUCCCACCAAAGUCCAGUGUGCCCGACACCGUGUUUGCAACCGUUGGCUCACUCGCCAGCUCACUAGAGGCGGACUUCCUUAAAUACAUGGAGCCAUUCAGUCCGUUCUUGUACAACGCCCUUGCCAACCAGGAAGAACCCGGUCUCUGUGCCAUGGCUAUCGGCCUGGUCAGCGACAUCACUCGCUCUUUGGGAGAAAAAGUGCAGCCGUUCUGCGACGCAUUCAUGAACCACCUGCUCAACAAUCUCCGCAGCAACAACCUGUCCAACCAGCUCAAGCCCGCCAUCCUGGAAACAUUCGGCGACAUUGCCCAGGCCAUUGGCUCGCACUUUGAAACCUACCUGUCCGUAGUCGCACAGGUCCUUCAACAGGCCUCUGCCGUUACUGCCAGCAAUGACGUCUCCUACGACAUGAUCGACUACAUCGUUUCCCUCCGCGAGGGUAUCAUGGACGCCUGGGGUGGUAUCUUGCUCGCCUACAAGGGUGCUCCCAACGUAAAUAUCCUCCAGCCAUACGUCGAGUCGAUCUUCCAGCUCUUGCACCUGGUGGCACAGGAACCAUCUCGUAGCGAGGGCCUCCUACGCGCCAGCAUGGGAGUGAUCGGUGACUUGGCCGAAGCCUUCCCCAACGGAGAAUAUGCAUCCUUCUUCCGCAACGACUUCGUCUCUGCCCUCAUAAGGGAGGCUCGAACCAGCCGUGAAUACGGCCCACAGACCAUCGAGACUGCUCGCUGGGCUAGAGGACAAGUCAAGCGCCAGAUUGGCCUUGCUACUGCUGCUUCAAUGUCUUAA
Molecule: messenger RNA, 2625 nt
Organism: Trichophyton benhamiae CBS 112371
Lineage: Eukaryota; Fungi; Ascomycota; Eurotiomycetes; Onygenales; Arthrodermataceae
Exons: 6
Coding region: 1-2625 (874 amino acids)
Biological process (GO): protein import into nucleus
Cellular component (GO): nucleus; cytoplasm
Molecular function (GO): nuclear import signal receptor activity; small GTPase binding
Source: RefSeq, a predicted model, not a curated record